AUGGCUUGGAUUGCUUGGAACAAAAUACAAUGUUCAAAAUCUGAAGGGGGCCUUGGUAUGCGUGAUCUUCAUGUGUUCAAUAAAGCUUUGUUAGCCAAACAAGCGUGGAGAGUGCUCACUAAUACAAGCUCGUUGAUGGCGAGAGUUCUUAAGGGGAAAUAUUUCCCUAAUUCUGACUUCAUGAAUGCAAAAAUCUUAAGUGGAAUAAGCUACACUUGGCGUUCUAUUCUUUCUGUCAGAGAACUUAUUUCCAAGGGGGCUUUGAAGACUAUGGGAAAAGGCAAUAAUGUAGAUAUUUGGAAGGAAUCGUGGGUUCCAAAAUUACCAAAUUUUCGCGUCUUUACAAGGCAAAAUCCUAUCACUGAUGGCUGCAAUUAG
This is a messenger RNA of Chenopodium quinoa (quinoa), 378 nucleotides long. RefSeq lists its product as uncharacterized. The record is from RefSeq and is a predicted model, not a curated record. NCBI's taxonomy places the organism in Eukaryota, Viridiplantae, Streptophyta, Magnoliopsida, Caryophyllales, Amaranthaceae. The coding region runs from base 1 to 378 and encodes 125 amino acids. The transcript has a single exon.